Molecule: messenger RNA, 711 nt
Organism: Coffea eugenioides
Lineage: Eukaryota; Viridiplantae; Streptophyta; Magnoliopsida; Gentianales; Rubiaceae
Product: glycine-rich cell wall structural protein-like
Exons: 2
Coding region: 63-539 (158 amino acids)
Source: RefSeq, a predicted model, not a curated record
CAUUUCUUGAUCAGCUUAUAUGGUUUUACAUACAAGGCCAGGCCACUAAAGCAACCCGAAAAAUGGGGACCAACCAAGUGAUGAUGUUGCUACUACUCUUGCCUGUCUUCUACUACCAUGCCAUGGCUACAGCAUCCUCAGGUCGUCUUCCACAAACCGCCUUGCCUCUCGUUGAGUUGGAGCACAAGACCGUGGAAGCUAAAGGCGAGGUGAAACACCUUAGCAGCAACGAAAAUGGUGAAACUGUGAUUGCUCAUCAUGGGCAUGGGAGGAAGUUACAAUAUGCUGCUGGCACUGGCGGCAGAGGAACGGGCGGUGGCCAACUAGCUGGCAAUGGCGGCGGGGGAUCAAACACCCCUUACACGCCGGGAGGCGCAGGUGCCAUACCCGCUUAUGGCGCUGGUGGGGGUGCCAAUAUCCACCGCAACAACAACCAUCACAGCGCAGGAAGCUGUAUCCAUAGUUGCAGAAGAUAUCCAGCCCUUUCAGCAAUUCUCUUGGCUUACCUUCUGAUAAAUACCUACGUGUUUGUGUAUUGAGCUAGCAUUGAUACAGAGAAAUCUAGAACCUUUGCAUUGUGAAAUUUCUCUAGUUUUAGCUUUCGUUUCUUUCAUAGGCUGAAUAUUAAGCCUGGUUUUUAGUUUCCCGUUCAUGUUUGGUGUGUAGAAGUUGCAUUUGUCAGAAUAAAGUGACCGUUUAUAAUUUUACCUC